GGAGGAGGAGGAGGAGGAGGAGGAGGACGAGGACGAGGCGGUUCUGGAGCGAGUUGCAGCGGGGCAGCAGAGCAGAGCAGCGAGGCAGCGAGCUUCACCCCAACUCGCCCGUCUCCGUUCGGGCAGGCAACUCGGGCUUUUAUCGCCCUCGAAAUGAAGAGCAAAAGCGCCCUUUAUCGCGGAGGACACCUUUAAGUUCGCGGCGGACCCAGAACGGCUCACAUUAAUGGCUUAGUGCGCGAGUUUGGGGCAGUUUUGGGGAUGAGGGAGACGACGACGACGGCGGUUUUCGCUCCCUCGUUGUCCAACGGCGAGAGGACAAGAUGGCAGCUCGGCAAGUGUUUUGAGCAUGGUGUGGGCGCAUAUUGAGUCCCUGACAUGUCCAGAGAAGCCUCGCAUUUCGACGACGGUUGCUGGCUGUGAAGGUAUGGCCUCACAGGUUUUGGUCUGCCCACCGCAUGUGUAUCAACCCCAGACAAGUGCCUUUAGCAGCGUGAGGAAAGCGGAGGCAAGCGGCUGUGUGUACCAUGAGAAGACCCCUCGCACCUACGUGGUCGGUGUGAAUCUUGGCAUUGCGCACCCAACCAAUAUUGUCCCUUCGUUAAAGACAGAAGUGUGGGAGGGUGCUAGACCCCGUGGCGCACCGGACCUGUUACAGACUGUGUGUUCUUCGUCGGCCCCUGCGAGGCGUCCCUCGCCCUACAGGUGCGUGGAGCCGGGAGGAGUUGUGGGGCGUGUUUUCGGCACGGUCACAGCAGGUGAGGAGGACAGAGGAGACGGUGGCCAGAGCAGCCAGAACAGAGCUUCUGGAGGAGCAGGUGGAGGUGAGCUAGAAGGGGAGGGAGAGGGCGACGAAGAGGAGGAGGAGAAGAGAGGGAGGACUGAAGGUUUGAAUUCUGUGGACGGAACCCUACGAUGUGGGUUUAAACGCAAAGGUGAAGAGCUGGACAGUAAAAGUAAGAGCACCAUGCAGAUAGUAGAGGAACAUUCCACGCUACCUGCCAUGCUGCAAAGCAACGUGGGGACUACAGCCACAGGUGUGGCACCCUCCAAACAGACCGGGACAGGUGUGGGCGGGGCAGCUGCAGGAGGGGAUGGGGACUACCAGCUGGUUCAGCAUGAGGUCCUCUGUUCCAUGAAGCACACCUACGAGGUGUUGGAGUUCCUGGGCCGAGGAACUUUCGGUCAGGUGGUCAAAUGCUGGAAGAGGGGCACCAACGAGAUCAUGGCGGUGAAGAUCCUGAAGAACCACCCGUCGUACGCGCGGCAGGGCCAGAUCGAGGUGGGCAUCCUGGCCCUCCUGAGCAGCGAGAACGCGGAGGAGCACAACCUGGUGCGUGCCUUUGAGUGCUUCCAGCACCGAAACCACACCUGCCUGGUUUUUGAGAUGCUGGAGCAGAACCUGUACGACUUCCUGAAGCAGAACAAGUUCAGCCCACUGCCGCUGAAGAUCAUCCGGCCGGUGCUACAGCAGGUAGCCACGGCGCUGAAGAAGCUGAAGAGCCUGGGCUUGAUUCAUGCUGACCUCAAGCCUGAAAACAUCAUGCUGGUGGACCCCGUCAGGCAGCCUUACCGCGUGAAGGUCAUAGACUUUGGCUCAGCCAGCCAUGUCUCCAAAGCAGUGUGUUCCACUUACCUGCAGUCGCGCUAUUACAGGGCUCCAGAGAUCAUCCUGGGCUUGCCUUUCUGUGAGGCCAUAGACAUGUGGUCACUAGGCUGCGUCAUUGCUGAGCUGUUUCUGGGCUGGCCGCUGUACCCUGGAGCGCAGGAGUAUGACCAGAUCCGCUACAUUUCUCAGACUCAAGGGCUGCCUGGAGAAAAGCUGUUAAAUGUGGGAACGAAAACAUCUCGCUUCUUCUGCAAGGAAUCUGACUCGGCGUAUGCAGCUUGGAGACUGAAGACGACUGAGGAGCAUGAGGCGGAGACUGGGAUGAAAUCGAAGGAGGCCAGGAAGUACAUCUUCAGCUGCCUGAAUGACAUUGGCCACGUAAACCUGGUGCUGAAUAUGGAAGGCUGUGACCAGCUUGCUGAUAAGGCGGACAGGCGGGAGUUUGUGGAUCUCCUGAAGACAAUGUUGCUCAUUGAUGCCGAACAGCGCAUCAGCCCCUCAGACGCACUCAACCACCCUUUUGUCACUAUGCAGCAUUUACUGGACUUCCCCCAUAGCAACCAUGUGCAGUCAUGUUUCCACAUCAUGGACGUGUGUCACUCAAGGGGCAGCACGUACGACACGGUGAACCGUAACAAGGCUCCGCCCCCACUUCUGAAGCCCGUCACCCUUCCCAGCGCCCCCAACAUCACCGUGGCCUUCAACAAAAUACCACCCAUGCACUCGCAGGCUCUGCCUCCACCUGCUCCACCUGUGGUACACCCUGGUAUUCCCCUUCAGACAGGAAGUGCUCAGUUCGGCUGCACUGAUUCUUUUCAACAAGCACUCAUCCUUUGCCCCCCAACCAUUCAAGGAAUUGGGUCGAAUCCAAGCCAACCCAGCUAUUCUGUCCGAAUGGAGAACACUCUGCCGCUGGUGACGCAGGCCCCAGCCAUCCAGCCCUUACCCCUACGACCUGGAGUCAUAGCACAGCAGCCUUGGUCCAACAGAACUCCACAGAUUCUGGUCCCAGCGUGGCAGCAAGUGGCUCCUCCGCCAACCACCCUGCCUUCAGACACUGUCGCUGGCCCUCAGAGGAGAGGGGACUGGGGGAAAGUGCGCCCACACAGCAGUCAUUACGGUUCCAUGAUGCCCCAACCCCUCAUGGCCAACCAGAUGGCCGUGUCAGCGCACCAGCCCAUAAACAUAGGCAUCGCUCAUGUAGUGUGGCCCCAGACUGCAGCCAGCAAGUGCAGCAAGCCUAGUCAGAACAGGAGUGUGAAUGUUUCGCACUACACAGACACACAGCCCUCAGUGUGUCUCUCACCAAAGACUCGAGACAGGCUGCGGAACCCGGAGGUGGAUCUUACCCCUCGCGGCAGGGAGGCAGUAUCUCGGGUGGAGCAGGAGCCUGUGCAUUCAGAGGAGUCUGAGGACGUGAGCUGCUGUAAGGCAGGACAGCACUCUGGCGAGCAGCUGGCAGUAGCUCGUCAGCAACGGGAAUCCAUUGUUAUCGGUGAAUCACCAAGCCCAGCUGUCAGCGUCAUCAGCAUAAGCAGCGACACGGAUGGAGAGGAGGAGGCAACACAGAGGUGUUCACUCAACACGUGCAAGGGCAGUACAGAGUGUGAGGCAUGUAAGGGGUCUCUGAAUAUGGAGCGUGUGUGUUCUCUCAGCAGCCCAGAUAGCAGCCUAAGCACCAGCUCCUCAGCCUCAGCCCAGUCCAGUCCUUCACCUUGCAAGAGACCAAACAGCAUGUCUGAGGAUGAUGGUCACGAGAGCGGCUGCGACACCAUUGAUGGUUCUCCAGCAUCAGAUACAUCUCUUGGGCGGCACAACAGCCCCUUCCCCGAGAGACGGUUCAUGAACAACAACCAGAACCAGGAGGCCCGAGUACGGCGAAGUCAGCCACAAACCGAGCUCAACAAGCCGGCCGUGAGGACCAUGGUGGUGCCGCCAUUGAGAGUGGUCACCAAUAACAACUAUCAGCAACACCUCCACCAGCAACCCAGUGGAGAGCAGCACCACACCAGCACAGUCUUAGAGUCAUCGUGCCAGUCUCGCGGGCGUUGCGGCCCCGGACGGCUGAGCCUGCACUCCACGCCCACUCUGCCCCGCCAGCAGAAGAUCACCUCUACAUUCCAGCAGCAGCCACUGGGCUUUGGCCAGGUCCAGCACUACGGCUCCUGUCCCAAGGAGUGGAAUGGCAACUACACUCAGCCGCCACGCCGUCCGCAGGCCUUCAUCCCCCCAACAGUUCACGGCCACCCCUUCCCCCCUCUGCAGCCACACGGCAGCCCCACCCACUCGGCCGGACCGCCGCCCCACCACCCGCCCGCUCUGCUAUCUUACCCUCCCUCCGGCCCACCUGUGGCCCACCUGCUUCCCUCGCCGUGCCCGGCUCCCCCCCAGCCCCCCCGCCCCGUCCUGCAGCCCGCCUACAGCCUGGUGCCUCAGGGCCUCAGCGUGGGCAUCGAUCCGCGCCUGUUGCCGUCACCCACCCUGCACCCGCCCGCACACUUCAAGGCCCUGUUCCCGCCGCAUUCGUACGUAGCCUCACCCGCUUACGCAGGCUUCCCCCUCAGCCCCACCAAACUGCCCCAGUACCCCUACAUCUGAGCUGCUGGAGCCCACGGAGCAUGCGCAGCCGCCACUGAUGCAUAGAAACUCACGCACCGCUCCCGUACCUUACCGCUCUGAUGUUGUUUUUUUUCCUAAAGAAUAGUAGUAUAAUGUCAGAGGUGGAGAUUACAUAAUCGAAGAAAAAGAACGAAUGAGUGUAUGAAAUGAUAAAAAGAACUCACUUUUCAUGUUUUUUGCACAUUUGAUAUUAAGAGGAAAAAAAAAAAAGAGUAAACCCACCCCCAAG
Pygocentrus nattereri (red-bellied piranha) is the source of this 4457-nucleotide messenger RNA. It is a transcript of the gene hipk3a, whose product is annotated as homeodomain interacting protein kinase 3a. The record is from RefSeq and is a predicted model, not a curated record. The coding region runs from base 350 to 4207 and encodes 1285 amino acids. Gene Ontology annotation, molecular function: protein serine/threonine kinase activity; protein tyrosine kinase activity; ATP binding. Lineage: Eukaryota; Metazoa; Chordata; Actinopteri; Characiformes; Serrasalmidae. Gene Ontology annotation, biological process: peptidyl-threonine phosphorylation; peptidyl-serine phosphorylation. Gene Ontology annotation, cellular component: cytoplasm; nucleus; PML body. The transcript is spliced from 16 exons.